Molecule: messenger RNA, 1128 nt
Organism: Cornus florida
Lineage: Eukaryota; Viridiplantae; Streptophyta; Magnoliopsida; Cornales; Cornaceae
Product: histidine-containing phosphotransfer protein 1-like
Exons: 6
Coding region: 454-909 (151 amino acids)
Biological process (GO): cytokinin-activated signaling pathway; phosphorelay signal transduction system; phosphorylation
Cellular component (GO): cytoplasm; nucleus
Molecular function (GO): protein histidine kinase binding; histidine phosphotransfer kinase activity
Source: RefSeq, a predicted model, not a curated record
UUCUCAAACAGAACCAAAUAUUUUGAAAAACACAAUCACCCAAAAUAGAAAAUAAAUGAAGGAAGCUAAUAAUAUCAUUGAAGUAAAAUGUUAGGUUAAGGGAAAAAAAGUUGGAGAGAGAGAGAGAGAUAGCUUUUAGGUGCAGUGAUUCUGUGACAAAACAGAGAGCACAAAUCCAGAGAAGGAAAGUAAAUAAAGGGCAGACUCCAAAUUGUACUCAUCAAAAGCAGGCCAAAAUUUGGAUCUCUCUCUCUCUCUGCACAUUCUGCACAUUGAAUUCACCAAAUCCAUUUCAAGCAUUUAUAUCCUUAGACUCCACAAUUAUUCCACAAGAUCUGCAGUAUCAACCAGCAAGCUUUCGUAUUUUUAUUGGUGUGACAGCUAACAGCCCUAGGUGUGUGUUUGUGUGUGUGUGUGUGAGAGAGAGAGAGAAGAAACCAAGCAAGCAAAAGCAUGGAUGUGGAUCAGUUGCAGAGGCGGUUUGUUGAAUACACAACUUCUUUGUUUCAUGAGGGGUUUUUGGAUGGUCAGUUUACACAGCUUCAGCAACUGCAAGAUGAGAGCAACCCUGAUUUUGUGGUUGAAGUGGUCUCUCUCUUCUUUGAAGAUUCUGAAAGGCUUCUCAAUGAUCUCACUACAGCUCUAGAUCAGCAAUUUGUAGAUUUCAAAAAGGUUGAUGCACAUGUACACCAAUUCAAGGGUAGCAGCUCCAGCAUAGGUGCACAGAGAGUUAAAAAUGGUUGCAUUGCCUUCCGCAACUUCUGUGAGGAACAAAACGUCGAAUUGUGCAUGAGAUGCCUGCAACAAGUAAAACAAGAGUACUUGCUUGUGAAGAACAAGCUUGAAGCUUUAUUCAGGAUGGAGCAACAAAUUGUGGAAGCUGGUGGGUCAAUUCCUAUGAUGGAGUGAACUUGAGAGUUCCUGUGAAGAAGCUCUUAUUUAGUUUUAUGAACCAUUUCACCACCAAAGGUUAUCUUAGCUACUGAGCUUGUGCUUGUAUGAAUUUAAUUAAAGAGAAGGCAAACAUGCCUUUUUUUUUUAUUUUUUAUUUUUAAUCUAGUGCCACUUUCGUUGAUGUUCAACUUGUAAGUUCAUUGCUUUCUGAUAGACUAGGGGUCCAUUUGGCAA